UUUUUUUUUCUUUUUUUAAUUCGCUGAAAUUUGGCCAAAACAAUUCUCCAUUUCUUCUGAGUUCUGUCCUGAUUUUUGGUUUUUACCGCACACCGACACUGCUCCUCCUCGUGAUGAGAGUUACCCUCUGCCGCUCUGCUCCGUCCCUCUUCCGCUCCACUCGCAAUUCCGACCUAACCCUAAAAAUAACAAUGGCCCCGUCUCCGAUGAAGCAUUAAGUAGCAUUUCCUCGAAGAAAGCCCUAGUCUUUCCACGGGAUUGGCGUCUCUAGGUUUUCGAGGUGGUCUCGCUUUUCAAUCUGUCGGCGUUGGCGGCGUUUUAGUGGUGCUGUUUUUUUUGCCAGAUUUGGUUGUCUUCUUCAUCUGGGACGAAUAGCAUUGUUCAUCAACGGCAUUGAAUCCUGGAAUUAAUACCCUUAGAGAUUGUUGUUACAGAUUUUAUGGUUUGUUUUGACUAUGGUUUUAUGCAUCCUCCAGAUCCUUCCAUAAGAUAGGUAUUAGUUAGGCUAUGUUGUUCCAUUAAUAUAUUUUGGCCUCCAAAUGGGUUCCUUUGGUGGUACUUCUGAGAUUAUUGAAUCGAGGGAAGAGUUUAACUUUUGGAAUCAUUCUAAUGGGCCAAAGCUACCACGAAUUAAGCUGAGAGAAGGCGAAGGGAAAUCCCAUGGUUUUCAUGCUGAGGAUGACCUUCAACAGGUUAUUGAAGCAAUUGAUCUCCGAUUGUCACCCAAGGUGCUGGGCUUUUCCCGUCGGGUUCUUGGAGACAUGCAGAAGAAGGAUUUAUCUAAGAAACCUAUUCGCAUUGGUGCAUCGCAAGCAUCUGGAAUCGGAGUUUCUGAAUCUAUUACAAUGAAACAAGCUCUGAGAAGAUUAUGCAUCACGCAGGCAUCAGAGCUGGCUGCAAUGAAGAGGUCAAAACCAAUCGGUUUAUCCGGUGGCUCUGAAGCUGGUACAAUUAAAAGUUUGUAUACAUCAAUGGUUCUGGAGGAGAACAAAUGUGGCAUUUCUGUUGGUGACAGGAAAAGGAAUUUAUUUGAAAUAUCUAUUGCUCCUGAAACUGUUUGCCUAAAUUCAUCUCAUAAUGGAAUUCAAGUUUGUAGUUCAUGUCAGUCAGAAUUUUCUCGUAUGGAAUCUCUUGCUUCUCCAAUUAAUGCAGCUUUAAAACCAAAUUUAACCAAAAAAAGAAUCCAGUGUAUCACAGCAUCUCUAUCAAAAGCUGUUUCUGCUCCACAUAGUGCUGCUUCCACACCAAAAAGCUGUGGUCGCCCAUCUGGGACAGCAGAGAUAGAUAUAAAAAGAAAAGCAUGUAAAAAAGCUUUCAUGUCUAAUCUUGACGAAAGAAGUGUACUGAAUAAGCCUAGCUUAAGUCCUCGAAUGACCAAAACAACAGCGAAAAGCAAGUUUUCCUCUAAGAAAGGCAUUCAGGAACCAUCACAGCCAACUGGGAGUUCUAAUAGUUCUGUGAAUGUUAAUGAACCUGGGGAAGUUUCCAGUGAAGAAACCAAGUUGGGUUGCUUGAAGCCUGUUUUUGCAGCAUCAGGUGCUAUGAAGCCUGAUGUUACUGUUGUGUGUAACUAUCAAUGCAGUCCAAAUAAUUGUGGUUUUAGAAAUGCGACGGCUUCUAAACUGACCAAUUAUUCAAGGUCGAAAGAAAAGGGGAAUUAUUCACAAAGCUCUAUGAGCAGCCUUGGUGAUAAUAGUAGUAGCACAAGCAAUAGUGAUGAGAGCAAUCAAAGUGGCUCUAGUGUGGUUCGUCCUCACAUGUCAAAGGAUGUAAGAUGGACAGCUAUACACCAAGCUUUGAAUCAGCAUGGAGGCUUGGAUUUAAUGAAUUUCAAACUAAUAAAAAAGCUCGGCUGUGGAGACAUUGGAACUGUCUACCUUGCUGAGUUAACUGGAUCUGGAUGCUUAUUUGCCCUGAAAGUGAUGGAUGUUGAAUUUUUGAUCAGUAGAAAGAAGAUCCUACGAGCACAAACUGAAAGAGAUAUCCUACAAAUGCUUGAUCAUCCAUUUCUUCCAACAUUAUUUUCAUAUUUUACAACAGACAACCUCUUAUGCUUAGUUAUGGAGUAUUGUCCAGGCGGUGACCUGCAUAUCCUACGACAAAGACAGAAUGACAGAAGGUUCUCAGAACCAGAAGCUAGAUUUUAUGUUGCAGAGGUCCUCCUUGCUUUGGAAUAUCUUCACAUGCUUGGUGUGAUAUACCGAGAUCUUAAACCAGAAAACAUCUUGGUUAGAGAGGAUGGACAUAUUAUGCUCUCAGACUUCGAUCUUUCUCUCAGAUGUAAUGUAAAUCCAGUCCUCCUCAGGUCCUCUUCACUUGGGUGGGAAGAGGCAAGAACUUCAGGCCCUUGUGCUGAGUCCAGCUGCAUAAACCCUCACUGCCUUCAUCCAUCUUGGCCUCAAAUUUCUUGUUUCACCCCUCGUCUCAUCUCUUCGUCCAAAGCCAAGACGCAAAAAAUAAGAUCUGAUGCAAUUAAUCACAUCACACCUCUUCCGCAGCUUGUAGCAGAGCCUUCGGAUGCUCGCUCCAACUCCUUCGUCGGCACACACGAGUACCUUUCCCCUGAAAUCAUCAAAGGUGAUGGACAUGGAAGUGCAGUAGAUUGGUGGACAUUUGGAAUAUUUCUGUAUGAGUUGCUCUAUGGAAUGACACCCUUCAAAGGAUCUGGGAAUGAAGAGACUCUGGCCAAUGUGGUGUCUAAGAACUUGAAGUUCCCAGAGACUCCAGCUAUCAGCUUAAAUGCAAGGGACUUGAUCGAACGCCUACUAGUAAAGGAUCCAGACAACAGACUUGGUUCAGUGAAGGGAUCAGCUGAGAUCAAGAGGCACCCAUUUUUCGAGGGGCUCAACUGGGCUUUGAUACGGUGUGCGGCACCUCCGGAGGUGCCGGGGAGCUUUGAUUUGAGUUCACCGUUGGCUGUGUGCAAGAUAAAGGAAGGCAAGAGCCUGACUUUUAGUAAAAGCAUGGGCGAUGUGGAAUUUGAGCUGUUCUAGUAGAGAAAGUUGGUUACUUGAGGAAGUUACUGUGAGGCUCUAUCUAAUAAUCUGUGAUGUAACUCUACUUCUACAAUGGCAAUGAGCUUUCUUUCCUGUCAGUUACAUCAUCUAUAUAUGGCAAUGGCGAUGAGCUCUCUUUCCUUGAUCUAAUAGAGCUUGAUUCUGCUUCUGUUGCAGAACUCCAAGGCUCUCUAUUUGGAAUGGAGAUGGAAGAAAUGGAAGGACAUGACAUGAACCAGGUGAUAUUGAUUUGAAAUUUUCAACCUUUUUUAUUUUCUUUACUUGCAUUCAAAUUCCCCAGAGAAGCAUAUGGUCUGUGCGCUGUACUCUCCUGGGUAACAUAUUUUAUCUUUUGAUUUUGACUUGUCACCAUUAGAAGCCUGUGAUAUUACUCUGUUGUUGAAGAUUUUCAAGCCUGAAUGUUUUUAAUGCAGUUCAUCUUAGCUUGCAAUCAAGAGGUCUCAGAUUUAAUGUCUAUAUGUGCAAUGUAUAUGUGAAUUUGUGAUUAAAGUAAGUAUUGUCUAAAUCUAUAUAUGAGCACUGUUUUCCUUUGAUGGCUUUGCUUGUU
Molecule: messenger RNA, 3564 nt
Organism: Dendrobium catenatum
Lineage: Eukaryota; Viridiplantae; Streptophyta; Magnoliopsida; Asparagales; Orchidaceae
Product: serine/threonine-protein kinase D6PK
Exons: 3
Coding region: 540-2993 (817 amino acids)
Biological process (GO): protein phosphorylation
Cellular component (GO): plasma membrane; nucleus; cytoplasm
Molecular function (GO): ATP binding; protein serine/threonine kinase activity
Source: RefSeq, a predicted model, not a curated record